This is a messenger RNA of Boleophthalmus pectinirostris (great blue-spotted mudskipper), 2006 nucleotides long. RefSeq names its product chromosome unknown C8orf34 homolog (gene cunh8orf34). Lineage: Eukaryota; Metazoa; Chordata; Actinopteri; Gobiiformes; Gobiidae. The record is from RefSeq and is a predicted model, not a curated record.
UCAUGGCGUCUCCGCAACAGUCAAGAAUUCAGUCGUAUCUGGAAAAGAACAAGAUCGGACCCCUGUUUGAGGAGUUGAUGACCAAAUUGAUAACGGAGACUCCCGACCAUCCAAUCCCUUUUCUUAUUGAUCACCUGCAGACCAAACAAGACAGCCACGGCAAACUGCACCGCGCCCUGUCCGGUGCUGCACUGUGGGCCCAGAGCUCCCCGGAAUACAAACACACUCGCCGGGAGUACAGCCACUAUGAAAAGCCAUGGCAAAUCCAUCCAAAGAAGCCCAAGAAAUCCAAGAGUGACCUGGCAGUGUCAAGCAUCUCUCCCCCAUCUCCAGAGUCAAAGUCAUUGCCACGGUCGAUCGAAUGUCCAGCCUGGGACUGGAGAGAGAGUCGUGACUUUGACGAGCUCAGCCACAUCCUGCAUGAGAGCCGAAAGUUGGGCAAGGCUCUGGAGAGCCUCUCACGCAGUAUUGCCAUAUCAGAUGAGCUUGACCAGAAUUUGGGAGGCUACAAUGCCUUAUUGCGCCCCCGUGUGGUUGGUGAGUGGAUGGGCCGGGCAGAGGUGGACCCUGACCCGCUGGCUGCUGAGAUGCUGCACCCACCUAUCCCACGGACCAAAACUGAACUGUGCUGGAGCAGUGACAGCAGUCCCUCUGGCAGCCUGAUAAUGGAGGGGAAGAGCAAAGGGCUGAAGGAGCAGCAACAGCAUCAUAAGAAACUGUUGGCAUCCAUGUUGUCCCAGGACUCCUUUGACUCCGUCAACAGCCCUGCCCCCUCGCUUGUGGAGGAGGAGAUGGAGGAUGAGGAUGAUGCUAUGGAACUUCUAGAGGACCUGGACGACCUUCGUAUGGAGGGCGUCACGGUGCUGGCUCUGACCGGGAGCAAGUUCAGUCAGGGACGCAGCUCAUAUCAGGCCGAACCCCAGGCCAAAGUCACACUCAACAUCUGCUCCAGGUGUGCCAGGCUGCAGGGCGAUUCUUUAUCCGACAGAUCUGAGGAGGAUCACCGGGCACACAUAUUGGAACAAGCUGUACCUGACAUCUCCUCCCCAUUGCCAGGGGUGAACUCCGCAGCGGGACGGGUGCAGGAAUGCGAGUCGUCAUCUCAUGUAUCUACCUCUCGUCAGGCUGUCUGGGAGGCUGAUCUGAAGCCCGUCAGAGGUGGCACUUCCCUGGGACACUCGGGCCUGCUACUGGGCGACUCCCUUUUCUCCAAAGAACUGGAGAACAUGGGCAAGCAGUUAGCCGAAGUUGAGAAGGACCUGGCCAAACUGGCAGAGGUGGGGAAGAUGACCGCUCGUAGCUCCAAUAGCCCCCACAGUAGCUUGCUCCAGAACCCGCUACAGCACAGGACCCUCCCAGACACUCUGCCCCUCACCAGCCUCCUGUCCCGUCCACAGUCUCCAGCCAGCAGCCUCUCCAACAAGCCCAGCAGCACGGGCCUCUCCUCCUUCAGCUCCAAACCCACCACACUGGUCAUGGGUCGGUCUCCCAGCAACCCUAGCAGCAGGACUCAAACUCCCAGAACCCCUAGCAGUCGCCCUCUGACCCCGAAUAGUUUACUGACACGUAGCAGUUUUAACCCUGGGGCCCAUAAGGAGGUGACCUUCAGGAGGUCCAGGAGCAGACCUGUAACCCCCACCAGUCAGCCCAUGCACCCCCGCCCACUGCUCACCCCACCAGGGCUCAGCACCACCGACAGCCUUGGAGCCAGCCUAAGGGCCUAUCUGUCUGAGGAUGAGUUUUACCAGCAGUUGCAGGCCAUCCGGCAGCCCUGGCGUAUCCCCAGUGACACAGACAGUGACAUCAUGGACCCUCCGGAGCAGGACAGAAGUGGUGCACAAGAUGCUAACAAAAGAUCAGUCUUUUCAGUGGUGACUCCAAUAGGCUUCCAGAGUGCAGUGAAAGGGGUUGCCACGGCAGUGAAAGCGGCCUGUUUGCUCAUGUCCAGACCAGCAGAAUGGAUGAGGACGCAGAUGGUUUUUCUGUCUGCUGGACCUUUCUCCUGA